Molecule: messenger RNA, 2657 nt
Organism: Hyposmocoma kahamanoa
Lineage: Eukaryota; Metazoa; Arthropoda; Insecta; Lepidoptera; Cosmopterigidae
Gene: Atg7
Product: ubiquitin-like modifier-activating enzyme ATG7
Exons: 11
Coding region: 1-2037 (678 amino acids)
Biological process (GO): autophagosome assembly; C-terminal protein lipidation; autophagy of mitochondrion
Cellular component (GO): phagophore assembly site; cytoplasm
Molecular function (GO): Atg12 activating enzyme activity; Atg8 activating enzyme activity
Source: RefSeq, a predicted model, not a curated record
AUGACAACCGCAAGUGAUAAUGCGGAGAUAAUCCAGUACGCUCCAUUCAUAUCUUUUGUUCACCCUUCCUUUUGGAACAAGCUUAAAGACCUAAAACUUGAGGUCGACAAAUUAUGUGAGACCAAGAAACAAGUUUUUGGGCGUUUCAUAUAUCGGGACACAAUCGGAACCGUGUUUGAAGUAGAUGGAACCUCAUUUAAUCAGAUUCCAGAAACAGGUCAACAAUGUUGUCUUACUGUGGAGGGUACAAUAAUGAACAAAAACACAUUAGAAGAAUUCAAAACUAUCGACAAAGCAGUUUUAUUGAAUGUAAUUGGGCAAACUUUAUGGGCGAAUGUCGAGGAUAUGACGUGGAUUAAAAAGCCUGGAAGCUUACUGAGCUUCAUUAUUUUAUCUUUUGCGGACCUCAAAAAAUUCAACUACUAUUACUGGUUCGCAUUUCCCGCUCCUAGUCAGCCUACUCUUUACACCAAAGAUCCGAAACAAAUAACAAACGAACUAAGCAACAAGCAAAUUGAAGACUUAAACGAAGGAUUUCAAAGCUUAGAUUAUUCACAAAAAUAUUUCUUCAUUGCUGUUAAAGAGAAUGACAACAUAACACUGAAGACUCUAGAAGAUUUUAUGAAAAAUGAAAUUUCGCAAAAUGAUUUAGAACAAAUAUAUUUUGUUUUUACUGAUCCUAGUUCAGGGGACAAUCCUGGUUGGCCCUUAAGAUUAUUCAUGGCUGCUUUGUUAAAAGCGUGUCCAAAUUUAUCUGAUUCAGAAUUAAAAGUAAUUGCUCUGAGAGUCGAUAGGACUGGCGGAAUUGCUAGCAGCAGUCGCAAUUUUACUGUAGUGACUAAGAACAUUCAACCAGUGGAAAGUGCAGGAUGGGUUGGUUGGGAGAGGAAUGAAAAAGGCAAUUUUGGACCUAGACUUGCUAAUAUGUCUGCCUCGAUGGAUACACGAAUAAUGGCCAGUGAUCAGGCAGAUCUGAAUAUAAAGCUAAUGAAAUGGCGACUAGUACCUGAGCUAGAUGUGACGGUAAUGGGCAAAACCAGUUGUUUGCUAUUAGGUGCUGGUACGUUGGGAAGUCAAGUGGCGCGAGGUUUGUUGGCUUGGGGAUUCCGGACGAUAACAUUCAUAGACAAUGGUAAAGUCUCAUUUUCAAAUCCUACGCGACAGUGCCUUUAUAAUUUCAUGGAUGCUUGUCAUAGCAAGAUGAAAGCAGAGGCUGCUGCAGCCGCUGUACAACAGGUUCUACCUGCUGUAACGAGCAAAGGCAUUGUUGCCCACAUACCCAUGCCCGGUCACCCUGUAGGAGAAUCUUUGAAGACCGAGACGAUAUCAAGCAUCGAGACGAUUACGGAAGCCAUUCAACAGCAUGAAGUCAUUUUUCUCUUACUGGAUACGAGAGAAGCUAGAUGGUUACCCACUUUACUUGGAGCGCACUUCGGAAAGAUUGUAAUAAACGCGGCGCUAGGGUUCGACAGCUAUUUGGUGAUGCGACAUGGUCUCAACAAAACCCCACCGCAAGAGGGCACCAGUGUACAUUCAACGUACAUAUCUGGGUCGGAACUCGGGUGUUACUUUUGUAAUGAUGUUACCGCGCCUGGUGAUUCAAUGAAGGAUCGCACUUUAGAUCAGCAAUGCACAGUGACGCGACCUGGUGUGUCGGCUAUUGCAGGCGCAUUGGCCGUCGAGCUACUCGUCGCCAUGUUACAACAUCCUUUGAAAGCUCAAGCCCCCGCUCUCUAUAAUUUCAACGAUGAAGAUAACCAACCAACAGACUUGCAAGGUGUAUUAGGUGCCAUACCACAUUCCAUCAGGGGUUUCCUUCAUAACUACCAAAACGUUGCGCCCACUAGUCGUAAGUUCGAGCAGUGCAUCGCCUGUUCCGAUAUUGUGGUCAAACAGUAUAGAGAAGAAGGAAUAGAGUUCUUAUUAAAAGUGUUCAACAGUGGAAAAUAUUUGGAGGAACUCACUGGAUUGUCGGAGUUGCAUUUAGCGGCUGAAGUUACCGAUUUAAUGGCUUUAUCGGACGAUGAAGAAGAUUGACUUUUAGGACAAAGUGACAAUUUAAAGAAAUCAUAAAUCAGUUAAUUACGAUAUAAAAUGUCGCUUCUAUGUCUCGCAAUGUGAUAUUUACUGUUUAAAGCUAUCAAGUUAAAUUUUGACUUUGGCCUCGUUGUGUGUUAUUAAUAGAAGAGCGACUGAAGGACUUCAAUCCAUGGUCAUGAAAUAAAUAUAAUAAUAUUAUAUUAAUAGAAGCAAUUGCAUUGAAUUACUUGAUUUCAAAGUCGAUACUAAGUACGCAGUGACACGAGCUGCGUGCUAAAUGCACGAAUUGUAAAUUAGCAGUUGCAAUGCAGUUUGUAUGUUUACGCCUUAACGCUGGUGGUAAUAUUGUGGCUUUUAUUGUCUACAAAUACUUGUUGCCCUCUUAUGUAAAAAGUACUGUAAAUGCCUGUGCCAUAAUCCACUAAUCACACUAAAAUUAUGAAGUCGUAAUAAGUAUCGGAUUUUCUAUACCUUUCCAGUUUUUUUGUAUAACUUGAUAUAAUUAAGUCUCACAGCACAAAAAUGCUCAUUUUGUUGCAAUAGAAGCUUUAAGUGUUAUUCUUUUGUAUUGUUCAAAGAUAUGUAUAAUAUAAUGAUAUUUGUACGAGUAUAAUAAA